Molecule: messenger RNA, 585 nt
Organism: Quercus lobata
Lineage: Eukaryota; Viridiplantae; Streptophyta; Magnoliopsida; Fagales; Fagaceae
Exons: 1
Coding region: 1-585 (194 amino acids)
Source: RefSeq, a predicted model, not a curated record
AUGUCAGUGGGCAGGUUCCCGAAGGAGCCAGACGAAAGGGAAUCCAAGAGAGCCAGAGUGAGUACCACGCCAUUAAUUGGGUUCACGGAGGAGGACAAGCAAGGAACUAUUCAACCCCAUGAUGAUGCCCUAGUCGUGACGCUCAGAAUAGGAGGUUAUGACGUGAAAAGGGUGUUAGUUGAUCAAGGCAGCGCAGUGGAAGUAAUGUACCCGGAUUUGUAUAAGGGGCUGAACUUGAAGCAGGAAGACCUGUCGCCAUACGAUUCCCCUCUGGUCAGUUUUGAAGGAAAGAUCGUCAUCCCGAAAGGCAUGAUUAGGCUGCCUGUGCAAACUGACUCGGACAUGGUAGAGGUGAACUUCAUUGUCGUAGAUGCAUACUCCCCCUACACAGCUAUUGUGGCCCGGCCGUGGCUUCACGCACUGGGGGCUAUGUCACCAACCUUGCACCAGAAAGUGAAGUAUCCGUCAGGAGGUCAAGUUAAAGAAAUAAUAGGGAAUCAAGGAAUGGCUAGGCAAUGCAUGGUGUCGGCAAUCUCACGACAACCAAAUAGGGAACCUUCCACUUCAGUUGAGAGCGGCUUAUAG